AAGCCAGCGAGGCGGAGAAGGCGCGAGAGCGCGCUUUUGGAAGCAGAGCGGGCGAGGAAGGAAGGAAGCCGAGGGAGGCCAGCGUGGGUCCAGUGCAGCCGAGGCGAGGCAAGGCAAGGCAAGGCAAGGCAAGGCGCCGGGUCCGCUCUCCGCGCCGCUUCCUUGGAUGUUGGAGUGGGCGAAGAGGAGCCAGGUCAGGAGGCAUGCGGCAGCUCCGGCCGGGCGGCGUCGGGCAGAGGAGCCCGGCUUCCCUGCAGCCCUUGGCUCUCCUCCUCCUCCUCCUCCUCCUGCUACGCGCGCCCAGCUUGGCAGCAGCCCCUCAAGGAACAAAUACAUCUGCUGUUGCUGCCGCUGCUAAUUUAAUACCUACACCGUCAUGGAACAUGUCAAGUGACCUGGACAAAGAUUAUUUCUUGACUCUUGAUGAGCCUAUGAACAAUAUCACCACUACGCUAGGUCAGACAGCAGAACUACACUGUAAGGUAUCUGGAAAUCCUCUUCCAACUGUCCGUUGGCUGAAAAAUGAUGCUCCUGUCGUACAAGAACCCAGAAGGAUAUCUUUCCGUGCCACAAGCUAUGGGUCCCGAUUGCGAAUACGAAAUCUUGAUACAACAGACACUGGUUACUUUCAAUGCGUGGCAACAAGUGGCAGGAAAACCGUUUCUACAACUGGGGUCCUCUUUGUGAAAUUUGGCCCUCCUCCAACAGCCAGUCCAGGAACAUCUGAUGAAUAUGAAGAAGAUGGGUUUUGCCAGCCGUACAGAGGAAUUGCAUGUGCAAGGUUUAUUGGAAACCGAACCAUCUAUAUGGAAUCUCUUCAUAUGCAGGGUGAAAUAGAAAAUCAAAUUACUGCUGCUUUCACUAUGAUUGGGACCUCCAGUCAUUUAUCUGAUAAGUGUUCGCAGUUUGCCAUUCCUUCUCUGUGCCAUUACGCUUUCCCGUAUUGUGAUGAAACAUCUUCCGUCGCAAAGCCACGGGAUCUGUGCCGUGAUGAAUGUGAAAUUCUAGAAAAUGUCCUUUGCCAAACUGAGUACAUCUUUGCGAGAUCCAACCCGAUGAUUCUCAUGCGUUUAAAGCUACCUAAUUGUGAAGAUCUUCCACAACCGGAUAGCCCUGAAGCUGUCAACUGUAUCCGCAUUGGCAUUCCUAUGGCAGACCCAAUCAAUAAGAACCACAAAUGCUAUAACAGCACAGGAGUAGACUACCGAGGGACCGUGAGCGUCACAAAAUCAGGGCGGCAGUGUCAGCCAUGGAAUUCCCAGUAUCCACAUACACAUACCUUCACAGCUAUCAGAUAUCCAGAGCUGAACGGGGGCCAUUCCUACUGCCGUAAUCCAGGCAAUCAGAAAGAGGCUCCGUGGUGCUUCACCUUAGAUGAAAAUUUUAAAUCGGAGCUUUGUGACAUCCCAGCCUGUGACACAAAAGACUCCAAGGAAAAGAGUAAAAUGGAAAUCCUCUAUAUAUUGGUGCCAAGUGUCACAAUUCCCCUGGCAAUUGCCCUACUGUUUUUCUUCAUCUGCAUGUGCCGUAACAACCAGAAGUCUUCCUCCCCUCCGGUCCAGAGACAGCCUAAACAUGUCCGAGGGCAGAACGUAGAGAUGUCUAUGCUAAAUGCAUACAAACCAAAGAGCAAAGCUAAAGAGCUACCUCUUUCUGCUGUCCGCUUUAUGGAAGAGUUGGGUGAAUGCGCUUUCGGGAAAAUCUACAAGGGACAUCUUUAUCUGCCAGGCAUGGACCAUGCUCAGCUGGUGGCAAUAAAGACACUGAAGGACUGCAACAAUCCACAGCAGUGGGCAGAGUUCCAGCAGGAAGCCUCUUUGAUGGCCGAGCUGCAUCAUCCCAACAUUGUUUGUCUCCUUGGGGUUGUGACUCAGGAGCAACCGGUCUGCAUGCUUUUUGAGUACAUGAACCAGGGGGACCUGCAUGAAUUUCUUAUCAUGCGAUCGCCGCAUUCAGAUGUUGGAUGUAGCAGUGAUGAGGAUGGUACUGUGAAAUCCAGUUUAGAUCAUGGGGAUUUCCUUCACAUAGCUGUCCAGAUUGCAGCAGGAAUGGAAUACUUAGCGAGUCAUUUUUUUGUUCAUAAAGAUCUAGCGGCUCGCAACAUUUUAAUUGGAGAACAGCUCCAUGUGAAGAUUUCCGAUUUGGGAUUGUCAAGAGAAAUAUAUUCGGCGGACUAUUACAGAGUUCAGAAUAAGUCCCUUUUACCCAUACGUUGGAUGCCUCCAGAAGCCAUUUUGUAUGGCAAGUUUUCUUCUGAUUCAGACAUCUGGUCCUUUGGUGUUGUCCUGUGGGAGAUUUUCAGCUUUGGUCUCCAGCCUUAUUAUGGAUUUAGUAACCAAGAAGUCAUAGAAAUGAUUAGGAAACGACAACUUUUGCCAUGCUCUGAAGACUGCCCUCCUAGAAUAUACAGCCUGAUGACAGAAUGCUGGCAUGAGUUACCCCCUCGGAGGCCAAGGUUUAAAGACAUCCAUGUCAGGCUCCGCUCUUGGGAGGGGCUGUCGAGCCACACCAGCUCUACUACGCCUUCUGGUGGAAAUGCUACCACUCAAACAACUUCUCUCAGUGCAAGCCCAGUUAGUAACCUAAGUAACCCUCGAUACCCUAACUUCAUGUUCCCAGCACAGGGUAUACCACCAGGCCAAAUUGCUGGAUUCAUUGGCCCGCCGAUACCUCAGAACCAGCGAUUUAUUCCUAUUAAUGGAUAUCCAAUUCCUCCUGGAUAUGCUGCUUUUCCAGCUGCCCACUUUCAGCCAGCAGGCCCACCAAGGGUAAUCCAACACUGCCCUCCACCAAAAAGCCGUUCACCAAGCAGUGCCAGUGGAUCAACUAGCACGGGCCAUGUGACUAGUUUGCCUUCUUCUGGAUCCAAUCAGGAUGCAAAUAUUCCUUUGCUGUCUCACAUGUCAAUGCCGAACCAUCCAAGUGGGAUUAGUAUAACUGUUUUUGGAAAUAAGACUCAGAAGCCCUACAAAAUUGACUCUAAACAGGCAUCUUUAUUAGGAGAUUCCAAUAUCCACGGUCAUAAUGAGACAGUGAUUUCAGCAGAAAUCUAAACAAGUGAACACUUUGUUAAUAACACUAUUUACAAUAUGAAUUAGGACAAUGUAGAUGAGAUUUAUAUUCAAAUAUUUUAUCGGAGAUUCUUCUGGCUAUAUAUAGAGAUAUUUGCAAUAAGUAUCUUCUGUGAAGUGUAUUUGUGCUUAAGAGGAUCACCAAGUGCCAACAGACUAUUUUUUUCAAGUAGCCAACACACAGCAUCUUGAAUGCACAUUUAUUUUACAAUUCUUAAGUAGAUAGUUGGGGGGAAUGGUGUGGUUGAUUUUUUAAAAGAAACAUAACUUUAAAGCAUGAACUUUCUGCCUCAGUAAUGUUAUUUUCUUUGGAAAACUUUUUUUUAUUUGUCAUUGUCAUGGAAUGCAAUGACACUUAUGGAGAAUGGAAGUUUCCCUCAUGAAUAGUCUUACAUGUUAUAGAAGCAUCACAAAAAAGUGAAAGUCAAGUGUAAAACAAAAGUUAAGUGUAAAGCGGUGUAAAAGCUAAUUUACGAAUGCGCUUUCAAACUGUUCUAAUUGCACACAUUGGGCACUGAAUUGAUCGUUCCCCAUCCUAUUCUAAAUAACAUCCACAUAAUCAGAAAAUAGAUGUACCAUAUCGAAGCAGAAUAGACCAUUUCUGCCCCUUCCAGAAUAAAAACUCAAUAUGUUCUGGAAUACCAAGUUUUAGCAUAUGGUAAAACACACACACUGGAGGCACAGCAGGUUAAACUGCUGAACUUGCUGACCAAAAGAUUGGUAGCUCGAAUUCAGGGAGCAGGGUGAGCUCCCACUGUUAGGCCCAGCUUCUGCCAACCUAGCAGUUCAAAAACAUGCAAAUCUGAGUAGAUUAAUAGGUACUGCCUUGGUGAAAAGGUAAUGGCACUCCAUGCGGUCAUGCCAGCCACAUGACCUAGGAGGUGUCCAUGGACAAUGCCGGCUCUUAAGCUUAGAAGUAGAGACAGGCACCACCCCCAGAGGCAGACACAACUAGACUUAAUGUCAGAGGAAACCUUUACCUUUACCUUAAAAACACAUGAUUUUGUGUUAAGGCAUACAAUAUAUUCACAUGACAAUAGUCCAAGACACCAGAAUCAUUAAAGAA
Molecule: messenger RNA, 4137 nt
Organism: Anolis sagrei ordinatus
Lineage: Eukaryota; Metazoa; Chordata; Lepidosauria; Squamata; Anolidae
Gene: ROR1
Product: receptor tyrosine kinase like orphan receptor 1
Biological process (GO): cell surface receptor protein tyrosine kinase signaling pathway; positive regulation of kinase activity; multicellular organism development
Cellular component (GO): signaling receptor complex; plasma membrane
Molecular function (GO): Wnt-protein binding; ATP binding; protein kinase activity
Source: RefSeq, a predicted model, not a curated record